GCCAACAUCGAGGAGACGUGUAACACUGUGAUUGAGUUAACUUCCAGGCUGAGGCUUACGUAAUCUACAAAACUUUCAUUUCCAAUUCAGAGUUCGGAGCGCCAUAACCCAAUAUCAUUUCAGUGUUUAAACUAUACACGGUGAAACAAUGGCAUCAUUUUCAUGUUUCUCGGACAUGUGCCAACAGGGAUUGCAGUUUUGCGAGGAGCAGUCUCAGAGAUGUAGAAGUUGUAUCGACUUUGCAGAGGAUUGUUUUAAAAACAACAGACACAUUUCAAACUGUUCCGAGUACUGUUUGGACACAUUGACAAAAAAUAUUUCGGAAACUGAUAGAACAAUACUGAACUGUUCCACUUCAGAUGGUUCCAGAUGGUUACCAGAAGAACAUCAUCUCUUGAUUGAAUCAAUUCUAACUUGCAUUAUCGUGACUGGCGUAGCAUUUUGUCUUCUCUGCAAGUUCCAAUUGUUGCCUGACUUUAUUCGGAAUAUAUAUGCCAUUCAAAAAGAAAAAGGCACUGGCAAAGUAAUUCCUGUUAUGGAUAAAAACCUUGAGAUAAAUAUGAAACAACCGUUAAUGUGUGAUCAAAAAGAACAGGAAACAAAUAGCCACGAAGAAAAGUUAAAGGAGGUACUUGUUGUGAAUGGUGAAUGUGGAUUUGACCAACUUAAACAGAUACCCAAUGCAAGGAAAGACGACCCUUCAUUGUGUUUAAGUGGAUGUAGAUUUGAUCCGACCACAACAUAAAAUGUCAUACUAAACAGGUAUACUGCUUUGUGGAGGAAUGGAACUUUCACCAAUCAAUGAAAUAACGUGACGAGCUCAUAAAAGAAUAUCAGAAUCAGAAAGGGUAGACACUCUCUUUUGUCAUUUCUUCCGAAUAUUGUGUGUGGAUUCAGGAUGCAAGAUGCAGUUU
This is a messenger RNA of Mytilus trossulus (common blue mussel), 914 nucleotides long. RefSeq lists its product as uncharacterized. The coding region runs from base 149 to 745 and encodes 198 amino acids. The record is from RefSeq and is a predicted model, not a curated record. Lineage: Eukaryota; Metazoa; Mollusca; Bivalvia; Mytilida; Mytilidae. The transcript has 6 exons.